GUCACAGAUGCUCCGGGGGGGGGCAGGUACCCCACUUUGGGGUCACAAAUGCCCCCCCUGGAUCACAGAUACCCCGGGGGGGGUCACAGAAACCCCAUUAGUGUCACAGACACCCUGGGGGGGUCACAAAUACCCCAUUGGGUCACAUACACCCCAUAGGGGCCACAUACACCCCAUGGGCUCCCAGACACCCCAUAGGGUCACAUACACCCCAUUGGGGUCCCAGACACCCCAUAGGGGUCACGGACACCCCCGCACCAGCAGGGGGCGCUCCGCUCCCCACCCGUCCCUCACCCCUCCCUUGUGGGCGUGGCCUCUCCCGGCGCGCCGUCCCCCCGCGCAUGCGCCGUGCGCGCGGUUGCGGGCCGGUGCCGGUGCCCCCCCCCCCGCCAUGUCCACGCUGUUCCCGUCGCUGCUGCCCCGCGUCACCGAGAGCCUCUGGUUCAACCUGGACCGGCCCUGCGCGGACGAGGGCGAGCUGCAGCAGCAGGAGCAGCAGCACCAGGCCUGGCUCCAGAGCAUCGCCGAGAAGGACAACACGCUGGUGCCCAUCGGGAAACCGGCAUCCGAGCACUACGACGAGGAGGAGGAGGAGGAUGAUGAGGAUGAUGAGGACAGUGAGGAGGACUCGGAGGACGAUGAGGACAUGCAGGACAUGGACGAGAUGAACGACUACAACGAGUCCCCUGACGAUGGGGAGAUCAACGAGGUGGACAUGGAGGGUGCGGAGCAGGACCAGGACCAGUGGAUGAUCUGAGGGCGCCGGGGCCGUUCCCGACCGGAGCCGUGCUGGGGGGGUCCCUGUGCCCCCCAUAGCGCUGGGGGGGCUCUGUGGGGCACAGGGGGCUCUAGAGCCAGGCUGCGGCUCUGCCAUUCCCAAGUAAACUCCAUUUUUAAGUAACCAC
This is a messenger RNA of Strigops habroptila (Kakapo), 905 nucleotides long. RefSeq names its product anaphase promoting complex subunit 15 (gene ANAPC15). The transcript has 4 exons. Gene Ontology annotation, cellular component: anaphase-promoting complex. The coding region runs from base 8 to 757 and encodes 249 amino acids. The record is from RefSeq and is a predicted model, not a curated record. NCBI's taxonomy places the organism in Eukaryota, Metazoa, Chordata, Aves, Psittaciformes, Psittacidae. Gene Ontology annotation, biological process: regulation of mitotic cell cycle spindle assembly checkpoint.